AUGAUAUACUCUCAGCUAGGUACGGUCAUCAUUCUUGGAGAUAUAAACGCCAAAGUAAAUGGACCGAGAUCAUUUAAUUCCGUUAAAGAUAAACGAUCAGUAACAUUUGCGAAAUUUUUGGACGAAUUGCGUCUUGUUUCUUUACAUUUACAAUCCUUUGGGGAAGGAAGUACAUUUACAUUUCAGUCGUAUGAAAGCGGCCCAUCUACUGCUUUAGACCAUAUUUUGAUAUCAAAGGAUAAUAUCAGUCUAAUUGAUUCUGCAAGAGUGUUAGACGACCAUUCGUUUAAUGUUUCGGAUCAUCAUCCAAUUAUAGCCAAGCUAAAAUUAGACAAUACAGUAAUUGCAGACACGGCAACAAUAAUAAAACAACCUAAGGUAUCAUGGAAUAAGGCUCGAGAAAAGAACAAUUUGGAAGACUUCUCUUUUGCAACUUCACAGCAUCUUUGGGGCGUGGAGAUACCGAGUUUAGGAUGUUCUAAUUGUGAUAUAGAGUGUUAUUAUUCGAACAUCGUCGAUGCAAUACAACAAGCUGAAACAGAAACUUUACCACACAAAACUUUCGUAAAAUACCUUAAACCAUACUGGACUCAUCACGUAAAAGCGCUGCAUGAAAAUAUGGCUUCAAAACGCCAACAAUGGAUUUCUUGUAAUAGACCAAGAGGUGAACACGUCAUAUUUCAAGAAUACAAAUCAGCCAAACGAAAUUUCCGACGGGAAUUACGAAAUGCAUAUCAAAAGCAUAUGCAAGAAACAUAUGAUUCACUCGAAAAGGAUUUCGAUAUAGAUCAAAAACGUCUCUGGUCAUUUCUGAACAAAAAUAAAAAGUCUAAAAGCUGCUUAUCAAAACUAAUUGUAAAUGGAAGACAAAGUUCGACUCAGGAUGAUAUCUUAGAUGGAUGGGCAGAUCACUUCGAGUCAAUCUUCAAACAAAAUACUGAAUCAGAACCGGUUAGUGACAAGGAACGGGCUAUAACCAAGACUGUUGAUGAUGCUCACAAAGAUUUCAGAGGAACAUUUUAUGACAAUACUAAGCUACAUAUUACAGUUAACGAAGUGGAAAAGGUAUUGAAGUGCCUAAAAAAUAAUAAAGCGUCUGGAUUGGAUAACAUCGAAUAUGAACAUCUGAAAUACGGUGGAAACAGUUUGAGAAAUCACAUGACAAAACUUUUCAACUUAGUUUGUUACAACUUUUAUUCUCCAAAAUCUUGGAAAUCAAGUUUGAUUGUUCCUUUAUUUAAAGGAUGA
Molecule: messenger RNA, 1248 nt
Organism: Mytilus trossulus (common blue mussel)
Lineage: Eukaryota; Metazoa; Mollusca; Bivalvia; Mytilida; Mytilidae
Exons: 1
Coding region: 1-1248 (415 amino acids)
Source: RefSeq, a predicted model, not a curated record